Pelecanus crispus (Dalmatian pelican) is the source of this 1917-nucleotide messenger RNA. Lineage: Eukaryota; Metazoa; Chordata; Aves; Pelecaniformes; Pelecanidae. The record is from RefSeq and is a predicted model, not a curated record.
AUGAAGGAGGUCGCUCCGUUCUCACAGGCUGUGGUCGCUGCAACGCCCUCCCGAAGCUACGAGGAGCCAGCCCAGCUCGGUGUUCUCUGCCUGCCGGACAGCUUGAACCUUCACAAAGACCAGCAAAGGUCAAACAAGCCUGGGGAAGUGCAGAUGUUCAGCCAGUCAGAGCUGAGGACCAUCGAGCAGUCUUUACUUGCUACGCGCGUGGGGAGCAUUGCUGAACUCAGCGACCUGGUGUCUCGAGCCAUGCACCACCUCCAGCCCCUCAACGCCAAGCAGCACGGGAACGGGACGCCAAUGCACCAGAAGCAGGGAUCGCUCUACUGGGAGCCAGAGGCUCUGUACACCCUGUGCUACUUCAUGCACUGUCCGCAGAUGGAGUGGGAAAACCCCAACGUGGAGCCGUCAAAAGUCACGCUGCAGACUGAGAGGCCGUUCAUUGUGCUGCCUCCCCUGAUGGAGUGGAUACGGGUUGCCGUGGCUCACGCGGGACACCGUCGCAGUUUCUCCGUGGACAGCGAUGACGGACGGCAGGCAGGGAGGGCCUUCCUGGAGCCUGAUUCACCCCCUGAUGUCCCAAAAUUAAAAUCUUGCUCUACUGCACUGGCAGAGGUCUACAAACGAGUGUCCGCGUACUUUGGGUUUUAUUUUAAGGUCUGUGCCUACUGCCAGCUUAGUGCAUCAGGUUCUUUGCGUAGCUGCGAUUCAGGGCCCGUCUGCCUAAUCGACGACUGUUUUUGUGCAUCUCGGAAACUGGAUGCAGUUGCCACUGAAGCGAAGUUCAAGCAGGACCUGGGUUUCCGGAUGCUCAACUGUGGCCGAACGGACCUGGUUAAACAAGCCAUAUCCUUGCUGGGGCCAGAUGGGAUUAACAGCAUGAGUGAACAGGGCAUGACUCCACUGAUGUAUGCUUGUGUCAGGGGUGAUGAGGCUAUGGUGCAGAUGCUGCUAGAUGCUGGAGCAGAUCUGAAUGCUGAGGUUGUCAGUACUGCUCAUAAAUACCCAUCCGUCCACCCUGAGACCCGCCAUUGGACAGCUCUGACAUUUGCUGUGUUGCAUGGACAUAUUCCUGUAGUUCAGCUGUUGCUGGAUGCUGGAGCAAAGGUAGAAGGUUCCUUGGAGCAUGGAGAGGAAAAUUACUCUGAAACUCCUUUACAGUUGGCAGCAGCUGCUGGAAAUUUUGAACUGGUCAGUUUGCUGUUGGAGCGAGGAGCUGACCCCAUGAUAGGUACAAUGUACAGGAACGGCAUUUCCAUGACUCCACAAGGUGACAUGAACUCUUUCAGUCAGGCUGCUGCACAUGGACACAGGAACGUCUUUCGUAAGCUGCUUGCUCAGCCAGAGAAGGAGAAGAGUGAUAUUCUGUCGCUGGAGGAGAUCCUGGCGGAGGGGACGGACUUGCCCGACUUUUUUCCCCCCCCCAGCCGCAACAGCAAGGCCAAGCUGAAAGCCCUGAAGGAGGCCAUGUACCACAGCGCCGAGCACGGCUACGUGGAUGUGACCAUUGACAUACGGAGCAUAGGUGUUCCCUGGACGCUGCACACAUGGCUGGAGUCCUUGCGCACAUCCUUCCAGCAGCACCGACGACCCCUCAUCCAGUGCUUGCUAAAGGAAUUCAAGUCCAUUCAGGAAGAAGAGUACACAGAGGAGCUCAUCACACAAGGCUUGCCUCUGAUGUUUGAGAUACUGAAAGCCAGCAAGAACGAAGUGAUCAGCCAGCAGCUCUCUGUCAUUUUCACUCAUUGCUAUGGACCCUACCCUAUUCCAAAGCUCGUUGAAAUUAAGCGCAAGCAGACCUCUCGCUUAGAUCCUCAUUUUCUUAACAACAAAGAGAUGUCAGAUGUUACAUUUCUGGUGGAAGGAAGACCAUUUUAUGCACAUAGAGUGUUGCUAUUUACUGCAUCACCAAGGUAA